AUCCGAGAUAUGAAUAUCUUAUUGUUCUUAGUGACGGAUUUAUUGGGAGAAAUGAAGCAGUGUAUAGACAUGGGCAAAAGAUCAAUUUUACCUGCUGCAAUUGCGCUUCUGUUUCUCACUUCCACAGCAAAAUCCCAAGUUUAUGAUGUUAGGAAAUAUGGCGCUAGUGGUGGCGGGAGUUCGGAUAUCACCCAGGCUUUAGUUAGCGCAUGGAAAGAGGCCUGCGCAUCAACAAAUGCUAGCAAAGUCAUGGUACCGGCAGGGACAUAUGUUUUAAAUGAAGUGGUCUUGGGAGGUCCUUGCAAGGGCUCGAUUGAGGUCCAGGUCGAUGGAACACUCAAGGCCCCUGCAGAUCCUGCCCAAAUGAAGACCGACGGGUGGGUCACGUUCCAGAACGUUGACCAGUUCACAUUGUCAGGUGGCGGAACUUUUGACGGUCAAGGGAAAACUGCUUGGACAAAGAAUGACUGCAGCAAAAAGAAGGAUUGCAAGAACCUUCCUAUAAACAUAAGGUUCAACUUUGUCACCAAUGGCAUAGUCAAGGACAUAACUUCCCUUGACAGCAAACAGUUCCAUGUGAAUGUUUUGGGCUGCAAAAAUUUCACGUUCCAGCAUGUUACCGUCACCGCGCCCGGAGAUAGUCCCAACACAGAUGGAAUCCACAUUGGUCGUUCAACUGGGAUCAACAUUAUUGACACCGGCAUCAAGACUGGGGACGAUUGCAUUUCCAUUGGUGAUGGCAGUGAGCAAAUAAACAUCACAGGAGUAACUUGCGGGCCUGGUCAUGGCAUUAGCGUAGGGAGUCUUGGAAGAUAUCCAGGUGAACAGCCUGUGUCGGGUAUCAGUGUAAAGAACUGCACGAUUACUGGCACGAUGAACGGCGUUAGGAUCAAAACAUGGCCUAAUUCUCCUGCUGGAAGCGCGACGGAUAUGCAUUUCGAGGAUAUUACAAUGGACAAUGUCGGGAACCCUGUCCUCAUAGAUCAGCAGUACUGCCCAUGGAAUCAGUGCACAGCGGAGGUUCCGUCCCAGAUAAAGAUAAGCAAUGUCAGCUUCAAAAGAAUCCAGGGAACUUCUUCAACACAAGUUGCACUUAAGCUUGCUUGUAGCAGCCGCUACCCGUGCGACAAUGUGCAGAUCAGUGACAUUGAUAUCAGGUACCAUGGUGCUGAGGGUCCCGCUACAUCCUUAUGUUCCAAUAUCAAGCCCAUGAUUUCUGGCAAGCAGAACCCAGCAAUCUGCGCCAAUGCGACAGGAAGCUCUGUUUCUCAGUAAACAAAAUGCUUGUAACAUGAUGUCACAUAGUUGAUGGAGAUUUAGACCAUCUCCUACUGUUUCAUGUAGGCUUCUAAUCUAGCUACUAUGAGAAUUACCAGGUCAGAGUAAAAUUAACGGCUGUAGAAAUAAGAGAUUUGCCUUGUUGUGUGAUGAUGAUUUAAUAAGUGAAGUUCUUC
Molecule: messenger RNA, 1454 nt
Organism: Syzygium oleosum
Lineage: Eukaryota; Viridiplantae; Streptophyta; Magnoliopsida; Myrtales; Myrtaceae
Product: exopolygalacturonase-like
Exons: 4
Coding region: 10-1275 (421 amino acids)
Biological process (GO): carbohydrate metabolic process
Molecular function (GO): polygalacturonase activity
Source: RefSeq, a predicted model, not a curated record